Messenger RNA from Gongylonema pulchrum, 603 nucleotides. NCBI's taxonomy places the organism in Eukaryota, Metazoa, Nematoda, Chromadorea, Rhabditida, Gongylonematidae. The record is from the annotation of a GenBank genome assembly.
AUCUGCUCACAUUUUGUGAAAAAAGGAACCAACGAUGAGGUAGUGAGGGAAGUGAUGCAGUUCUUCUGCAUUAAAAUGCCGAAAUUCGCCGAAGAAUUGAGAAAAGCUUGUCCCGAUAUCGGCGAAGAAUAUUUCGGGAAGUGGGAAGAGAUCCCUGAAAAUGAGGUCGUUGCGGUACCAAGUCCAUCUGAAAUCAACGAACAUUUAAGCGGCGGUACGGAUGAAUGGCGUCUGAUUGUGUCAUUAGAUGUGGACGAGAUCAAAUCUUUGUAUGCCAAACUGGGAGGCAAAAUAAACGUCCCACGUCGUGUAAGUAUGCCAUUUGCAUAUGCACCUGCCAUUUCAGUGUCGAGCAGGUUCCAAAGAGAACAACAUAUUUUCAUGGCAAAAUCUAAUUUUUGCUAUAAUUCAUGUAAAUUUCAUUGUGUGCUUCUAGCUCCAUUAAAUCGCUUGUUACUGUCGGCUACUUGCCUCGAUCCUUCACUUUUUCGUUCUUUCCAUUCACAACACAAAACGCAUAUUGUCACGGGGUUGUCUGUGCGUGUGUGUCCCACAUUUUGUCCCGCACUUUCAACUCACGAACCACAAAAGCUAGACUGCUGA